Daldinia vernicosa is the source of this 665-nucleotide messenger RNA. RefSeq lists its product as uncharacterized. The record is from RefSeq and is a predicted model, not a curated record. Lineage: Eukaryota; Fungi; Ascomycota; Sordariomycetes; Xylariales; Hypoxylaceae. The transcript has a single exon. Bases 107 to 499 code for a protein of 130 amino acids.
ACCGUCAUUCCCACUCGACAAUUAUCUCAUACAUCGCACAUCCAAUAUCUAAAGCACAAAAUCAUUUUACAUCGAAAUUCCAACUUCAUCUACAUAUCCACCAUAAAUGAAAAUGUCCGAGUCGCUCAACGCCAUCUACGUUGUCCUGCGCAAGGACUUCGACCACCAUACGGACCGGAAGGGAAGACUAGCUCUCCCGAUCGGCGCGUUCAAAUCCGCCGCGUCUGCUAAUAAGGCCGCGGAAUCGCACUGUGAGAAGCAGGCUGCUAAGCGACCUGACUACGGCGAUGACCCAGAACACGAGGAGAAGGGCGGCUUAUACAAGGGUCGGUGUUAUACGCGUGAAGAUAGGAGGGACCACUUUGAGGUUUGGGUUGCCAUGAUGAAGUUGGGCGAUGCUGAGAAGCCUUCGGCACUUAAGAAGAGGAAGUCGGAAGGGGUGGCUGCAGAGAGCGUUCCGGCGGAAAGAGGACAGAAGGCGCCGAGGACUGGUACCUAAUACAGAGGGUAUAAUUUGAUCAUACAUGUAUAAGUCUCGGGGUUGAUAUUUAAUAGCACUUACGGCUAAGUGGGGAUGUUUAGCCCAACAUGGCUAAUAGGUAGCUUUGCAUAUAAGUUUAUAUGUUAUGGUACUGAACAUCAAUGGAAAGAUCAACUUUUCAACG